Molecule: messenger RNA, 426 nt
Organism: Penicillium digitatum Pd1
Lineage: Eukaryota; Fungi; Ascomycota; Eurotiomycetes; Eurotiales; Aspergillaceae
Source: RefSeq, a predicted model, not a curated record
AUGUCUAAGAGCCGGGUUCCAUUGUUUCUGGGUCUUGCCGCGGCGGGUGCAGGCGGUUACUACCUGUACUCUGCUGGCGGCAAUCCCUCAGCAGCAAAGCACCAAAUGAGAAUCGACGCUGAAAAGGCACGCGAGAAGCUCCCAGGUACAAACAACGCCGAGAAGCUUGGCACGGACGUCGGCAAGGAAGCCGGUUCCAAUAUCGAUGAUGUUAUCGCCAGAGCCCGUGCCGAGGGCAAACGCAUUCCCGAGUUCGCUGAGGAAGGCAAGGAUAAACUGGACGAGCUUCGUAAGGAAGCCAAAAACAAGUUUAACGCCAAUCGGGAUAAAAUCAACAGCAGUGUUGACCAGAUCGAUCGCGAGCUCGAGCAAAAAGCUGCUGAAGCCAAAGGGGCUGUCUCUGGCUGGUUGGGUGGCAAGAAAUAA